UAUUGUCGUCCCUUCAGCCCUAACGUUUGUCAUGCGUGUUUGAAUAUAUUUGAAUAUUAUUGAUUAUAAAUUUUGAACUUCAUUUUGUGUUGUAGGCAAAGUAAAGAAACGUGUUUAUAUGACAUGUCAAUAAGUCAUUGACCGAAAGUGGGCCCGAAAAUUAUGACGCUUAGCCUCUUGGCUUGAGUGGGAAGUAGAAAGUUUUCAAAUUUACAGUCUGCGUCUGAACCAACAAGCAACAUCAUUUUGUUUGGUGUUACCAGAAUUGAGGCCAGUGUGCUUAAAAUAAUUGCAACAAAAGGCUCUGGGAUGUCCGCCAGACUGCUCUUCCUGCUGUGGCUAACGUUGGCAGCCCCAGAAUGUGGUGGCGCGUCCAUCCUGGGGUGGCUACUCCCGUCCUGGGCCGGGGGAGGCGGUGAGGCUGACGGAAACGGUUCUGCCCGGCCGGCCUCGGCAUCGGGAGUCGACGUGCCCGAGGUCCACUUUGAGACGAAGAGUGUCGAGGACAAGUUCAUCGACGCCGUGCAGCGCUACGAGGGGCGUGUCUCUGACCUGGACGCGUGUCAGCACAAGGUGGUGCUCAAGAUUCAGAAGUCCUGUUCGAACCUGUCUGAGGAGGACCUGGCGAAGCUGAGUGUGAACCUGUUGAACUGCCAGGCGUCCGUGGAGGGCCGCCAGCAGUUCCCGUGCACCGACCAGAUGAGUAUACGGGAUUGCACUCAGCGUAUGGAUGCGGACAUGUGGAACGCCUACCACCUGAUGAACAACCGCGCACGGUCGGUCUGCUAUGCGGCACGCCAGCAGCAGUUCCGUGCCGCUGCCGAGAUGACGGUCGACCGGCUUUUCGAGGCGACGCGCCAGCAAGUCUCUGCCAUGGACUCCCUGAAGAGUGAGCAGGAGCGGCUGGGCCAGCUGACGGAGGGCACGCUGGAGCGGCAGGAGGCGCUGCUGCAGCAGCAGCGCGGCCUCCGCCAGUUCGUGGGCAGCAACCUGCGCGACCUGCUGCGCGAGAAGCAGCUCAUCGCCGCCGGCCACCGCGAGCUUGCCCGCAUGACUGAGGACGUCCGGCACAGGCUCGAUGCGGCGAAUGAGCAGCUGGACUCUCAGACGGCGGAGCAGCGUGCCAACCACGAGCAGCUGCUGGCUGACCUGACCACCAUCCAGCGCCAGGCGGCCGAGGUCUGGGCCCAAGUCGAGCGGAGCACGCGUGAGGUGCUGGACUACCAGCGGUCGGCGGCACGUCAGUACCGGCACUCGCUGGAGCGGCUGCGCAAGAUCAACGAGACGGUGGACUACUUGCUGCGACUGGUGGAGAACACGCGCUCCGAGCUGGACACCCGACUCGGCUGGGUCACCCGCCUUGCUGGGGAUGCAGGCGACGGUGUGGAGCGGCUGGUGUGCGCCGGACGGCACCUCCUGGUGCUGCUGGGAGGCGCGCUGGUGGCCGCUUUUGUGGGCGCGCCGCCCGCCUGCCGCGUGGCGCUCGCAGUACUGGUGCCCGCCAACAUCGCCACCGUCCUGCAGAAGGGCUCUGGCACCGCCCUCGACGUCUCGGCGGAGGUCGCUGUCGUCGGCCUCGUCGCAGUCGUGCAGUGGGCGUACAACACGUAUCGGGCCCGCCAGAAGCAGCUGACAUUGGCGUCCGGUGCGCCCUUCUCCCCGCCACUGUUUGGGGGCCGGCACGACACUCCGGCGUCAACUCGUGACGCACACCUGCGGUACGGUCGGACGCCUCCUCGGAGUGGUGCUAGCCUGUGGGGCCGGAGCAGGUCUGCCGUCGCUGCACGGCUCACUACCGUCUUCCGUGCCGUACUGAGACUCGUGCCCUCGUGGUUGUGGUCGCGAGCCAGCACUCUGCACCUGUCACCCCCGAAGCUGACGGGGGCAGGCAGCCCCACCUCCCCUCGAGAGGGCGACGGUGACCGCGACCGCGCAGACCCUCACAACUGCGCCGACUUCAGCGACGACGAGCUCGUCGGAGACGACGACGACGGCCUGUUCGUGAAGGACCCGCUGAGGGAGUCGACGCCUGUCACGCAUUUCAGUCGUGCCCUGGACGAGAGCAGAUCGAGCAGCCUUUCUGGGAGCCGUGAGAGCCUGCACGGGCCUGCGAGCAGGGCACCCCUCACGACGGCCCUGAGAUACCGGUCGCCCGCCUAUUCUCCACCCACACCGUCUGUCUCAUCUCGCGGGGGGACUCCCAGCAGUGGGAGCCGGCGGACGUGUGCAGCGGUGACGAGGACGGGCCUGCCGUGCCGUAACCCUGCCGGCGCUCUCUCGCCCUACUGCCACCGGCACGCAGACUCUGACGGUGUGUCUGUGGUCGACAGCCCACUCGCCAGGAGUCGGUAGCCCGGGGAGUGUGUGCCGUCAUUCCCAGGGAGCAAUACUUCAGUAGUUGAGUGAAAGAGCCAGGCAGCUAACAAUGAAGUAUUUCUCAACUGGAGGCCCCUAGAAAUUGGAGCAGUUACAUAUUCCGCAAAGGGAAAUUGCGGGAGUUGAUUUAUUAAUGGUUUCUGGUGCUGGUAAUAGCUUUGUGUCUGCUACCUGUGUGCAUUUCUAACGUGCUCCGAAAUAAAAUGCCUUGUAACCCCUUAGCUCUCUCUCUCUCUCUCUCUCUCUCUCUCUCUCUCUCUCUCUCUCUCCCCCCCCCCCCUCACAAACACACAAACACACACACACACACACACACACACACACACACACACCUGUGGGAAUGACCAUCAAACUUGAUAACUGAUGCUGAUUAAUUAAAUUAAUUAAUUUGAUUAAUUAAAACCAAAUGACAUUUUGUGUCUGGGUGUUUACAUCGAAUUGACAGUGGAUUUGUGUCAAUGUUCUUGUGUCAAUGUUCUAAUGUGCAUGCUCCUAUUCCAUUCUUUACAGUCAGUCUUCAACAUUUGCUGACCAUGCAACAAUUUAUGUCAGGAUUUUUAAAGGGGAAUGUACCAUUUAACCUACAUGCAUACAGAUGGGAUUAUGUAGGCCAUUAAGUGAAUUUUGAAAUAAGUUUUGAAGCCGGUGGUUUUAACAUUGAGUGCCAGUAUUGUCACCUUAAGAGUUUAAUACAAAACUUGCUGUGCAUGCGUGAUACUUGGUUUAAUAUACUACCAGUGGUCAUUUUUCGUUCUCAAAAUUAAAACACACUAUCCUGAAGCCUUGUAAGAACAUUACUGUUUCCAACUAUUGUUGUGACAGAGAUAGAAAAUGCUUUAACAGGGCAUUUGGAAUCUUAAUUUUAUAAUAUUUAUACUAUCACUGGUGUUGGGAAAGAAUAAAGAUUACAUUCUGUCUCGAUCUCUCUCAUUUUCUUUGAUCCCAAAUGUAACCAUCCAGUGACUAUAAAAUUUGAAUAACUGCAUCAGAUUUAUCAGGCUCGAGCUUUUGACAACUUAGCUGUCGUCAUCAGGAGAUAUUUACGUGGGCGCAGGUACUUCAGUUGGCCAAUUUGUCGCGGAGAUAUAUCACAGAACUCCCCUUUGCUAAAAGAUAUUUACAUCAAAGUCUGUGACUGAAGAGCAGUGGUAAUUUCAUUAGAUAGUGAAUGACUCACUUGCGCCUCUGUUAUAUCCGUGAUAUAAUUUGGCCAACUUAAGUACCUAAUGGCCUACUGAAAUAUUUCCUGUCAGUGACAAUGGGGAAAGUCACCAAAAGCUUGAGACUUAUAAUUCUGACACAAGUACUCUGUAAAACACUAAUUCAAGAAUUUUACUACGAAAAACUACAUUUGGCUAUAAAACUUCUGCAUGCAGUCUGAUAGCCACUGCAAAUUAAUGCCAGCAGGGAAGAUGUCCCACUAUUAAAAAAAAGAGAAGAUAAUUAUUGCUCAGUUGCAACAAGAGGUUUUGGAGACAGUAUGAUAAGAACUUUCCUGACCAAGAUUUGUGCUGUAGUUCAUGUAUUUUUCUUCUUGGCAGUUUAGUUUUCUUAUUACUCUCCCAAAAAUACUUGUGGCAUAGCUGAAAAUACUGGCACUGCUGGUGCUUGUGAAAAUCAUAUUUUACUGAAGUAGUUUGUCUUUUUAUAGCUUUUCAAAUGCACAGCAUAUGGUGGGGGCUAGUACAAAAAUUGCUUGGAAAAGUUUAAAGUAUUAGUUUUCUUCACAUGUACAUUUAUUUCACAUUUGGAUUCAUUUGUUAAUUUUCCUAUAUUUGAAACCUCGAUGCUUCCUCGUAUUUCCUACAGUGCAAUGAAUUUUAGAUUUACUGAGUUGAAACACAUUAGAGAAGCAUCUGGGUUCUCUAUCAUAUCUGUAUGAUUACUUGACCACUCUCUUGGAAACCUACGUACACUAAAGCCUCACUUUUUGGAAAUUUCUUCGAGUGAAGUGAGUAAAAUAGAUAUUUAACCUAUGAAUAUUGUGUUGUUACUUAAUGCAGAAAUGAAGUAAUGCAGCCCUGUUUGUUAAAAUUUGUUGAGAAACUCAUUUGUAAUUCUAGAAGCUUUAAAUUUAUUUGCAACCCCUUUCCUGUUUCCCACAACCUUGUGCUUUUCAUUUAAUUUGAUGACAAGGUUCUGAGCAGGCAUAAAGUUUACAGUUUGUCUGUGUGUCCCUUUCUCACACUUAAAUUGGUCCAAUUUAACAGCAGCAUGCUUCCUUGUAUAUUAAGUGCUGUAUAAAAAUGAAAGAUAGUGGUAUUUUAAUAAAAGCUACUAGCAGAAGCUAGAUUAAGUUUUCAUAUAGUCAUUGCUCUCUAUUUUGUAUAACAUUCUUUGCUCAAAAUCAAAUUUCAGUACACUAAUAUUAGACUAUUCGCUAAAUGUGAAGUGGUUGUGUUACCAUCAGGAAGACACUACCUAACAUUUUGUAAUUGCGAUCAUUUUGUACUUACUCAUAUACAUGCUCUAAUCAUUAUUUAAUUUACCAUCUCUUACGUAUAUUCUAUGUUUGCAAACAUUUUAAAAACUUUCAACAUUGUCUUUAUUAAAAAACUGUUGGAAAAGACAGUUUGUCCAUUUUCCGUUUCUGUAGUGUUUUAUCAUGUGCAUUUUGCAAAAUUUACCCUUGGUAAUUCUGUUUGUAAAUGAUCUUAGUUUUAACAGUAGCAGUUGUUGCUGUAGAAGCUUCUCUUGAAUUACUGUGAUUUAAUUCAUAUACUGGAGCAAUAACUAAUUGAACUUGUGAGAGACUGUGAUAUGUUUAUAUGUACUUUUGUGAAGCUCAGAAUAUGUGUGAUAAAAUUUGAAAAUUGAAGAGGGCUUUUGCUCCUAUUUUUUGCCUGAUGUACAAUUAAAGACAAAUACAUUUAAAUUAGUUUCUGUAAAA
This is a messenger RNA of Schistocerca cancellata (South American locust), 5266 nucleotides long. RefSeq names its product protein brambleberry-like. The record is from RefSeq and is a predicted model, not a curated record. The transcript is spliced from 13 exons. The coding region runs from base 310 to 2352 and encodes 680 amino acids. Lineage: Eukaryota; Metazoa; Arthropoda; Insecta; Orthoptera; Acrididae.